This is a messenger RNA of Onthophagus taurus, 1549 nucleotides long. RefSeq names its product delta(24)-sterol reductase. Gene Ontology annotation, biological process: steroid metabolic process. The record is from RefSeq and is a predicted model, not a curated record. Lineage: Eukaryota; Metazoa; Arthropoda; Insecta; Coleoptera; Scarabaeidae. Gene Ontology annotation, cellular component: membrane; cytoplasm. Gene Ontology annotation, molecular function: FAD binding; Delta24(24-1) sterol reductase activity.
AUGACGUACAAACCGGGUUUAGUCGAAUACAUACUCAUUAAUUAUCGUUGGGUGUUCGUGUGUUUCUUCCUUUUGCCUAUAUCCUUCGUCUACGAUAUCCUCUUCUAUCUGCGCAAUUACGUCGUGUUUAAAUUAAGUAGUGCACCGAAGAAUCACGUUAAUAAAGUAAAACACGUUCAGGAUCAAGUGAAAAGGUGGGCGCAGGAUGGAAAGAAAACGAAGAUGUGUACUUCAAGGCCUGGAUGGCAAACUACAUCGUUUAGGAGACCGUUGUACAAGAACACUUUUUAUAAAGUUGAUGUUAAUCUAGUUGAUAUCUUGGAAGUUGACACUAAAAAGCAGACAAUAAGGGUUGAACCUUUAGUCACAAUGGGUCAACUAACAAAAACAAUAAAUCCUUUAGGUUGGACAAUCCCUGUGCUUCCGGAAUUAGAUGAUUUAACGGUAGGGGGGUUGGUGAUGGGUACGGGAAUUGAAUCAAGCUCCCAUAGGUACGGAUUGUUUCAACACACCUGCGUAUCUUAUGAAUUAGUACUUAGCGAUGGCAGUGUUAUAACUUGCUCAAAAAAUAACAACGCAGAUCUUUUUUAUUCAGUGCCAUGGUCUUAUGGAACCUUAGGUAUUUUAACUGCAGUUGAAAUAAAAUUAAUCCCCGCGAAAAAAUUUGUGAAACUUUCAUAUAAAGGAUAUUCCGAUUUAAAUAAAAUUUCUGAAGAAUUUAUUCGAGUUAGUAAAGACUCACGGAAUGAAUUCAUCGAGGGAUUAAUGUACGGUCCCAAUGAAGGCGUAAUAAUGACUGGAGUUAUGACGGACGAUGUUGAAAAUGAAAAGAUUAACGCUAUCGGAAAAUGGUAUAAACCGUGGUUUUUUAAACACGUUCAAAGCAAAAAAGACUCAAAGGGGUAUUACGAAUAUAUACCACUACGGGAUUAUUACCACAGGCAUACAAGAUCAAUAUUUUGGGAGUUACAAGACAUCAUACCGUUUGGAAAUAACGUGCUUUUCCGGUACUUACUCGGCUGGAUUGUUCCGCCAAAAGUAUCCUUGUUGAAACUCACCCAAUCCGAUGCUAUUAAAAAGCUUUACGAGAACAAUCACGUUAUUCAAGACAUGCUGGUACCCAUUGGGCAUUUAAAACAAAGCAUACAAGUUUUCGACUCUACAUUUAAAGUUUAUCCUUUAUGGUUAUGCCCUUUUAAUCUACCCGCUGAUCCAGGUAUGGUCCAUUCAUACACACGUAAAGACGAAAUGUACGUAGAUAUUGGAGUUUAUGGAGUGCCUAAAGUUAACGACUUCCAUCCGGUUAAAAGUACGAGAAAAAUAGAAAAAUUUGUUUCGGACGUAAAGGGAUUCCAAAUGUUAUACGCAGACACUUAUACAACGCGAGAAGAAUUUAGGGCAAUGUUCGAUCAUGAGUUGUACGACAAAUUACGUAAAAAAUACGAUUGCGAACGAGCAUUCCCCGAAGCAUACGAUAAGGUGAAGAAAUCCGCUAGAACUUGAUUUUGUAUUACUUUAAUAUAAAUAAUAAAUAACGUUUUAAAGGAAA